AUGGUGACUGAAUCGUCAAUCCAAAGUUCUCAUUCUAAAGUGUCUCAUAAUGAAGAAAAAAUUAGUCUUAAUCACUCACAUCCGGUUGUGAAUGGCAGUUUCAACAAAUUCACUGGUACUCAAAGUUUCACACCGGAAUUCCCGUUCAACUAUUUUGAUACUGAAGUCAAAAGAUUUGAUUUUUACUCUACUGGUAUAAUAAGUGUAUUCAAAGAAAUAUACUUCGGAUUGAUUAUGGGUCACCGUUCAUUGGAUUACAAUGCUGAAUAUGAGGUUUUGAAUAGCAAGGAAUUACUUGCUGCUAAGUGGUCUGUCAGAAGUGAAGAAAAGGAUGGUACACUGGCAUGUCGGUGGAGUUUGAAUACAUCGGGACCUAUUGUCCAAAAUACAAUUCGAGUGAGGCAUGCAACAACGCGUCAACAUUGA
Messenger RNA from Schistosoma guineensis, 426 nucleotides. The record is from the annotation of a GenBank genome assembly. NCBI's taxonomy places the organism in Eukaryota, Metazoa, Platyhelminthes, Trematoda, Strigeidida, Schistosomatidae.